CAUUGGUACGAAAUUGGUAGAGGUCAACCUGAUUUAUAGCACAGUAGCAGAAUGGUGUUCUACGAGGAGAUAUUGUCUUUAGCCAAUAUUCCAACGAUAAUUUUGUUGUCCAUUUUAUUUCUUUUUUCAUUAAGACUUCUCAAGUCUAACAAGCUACCACCAGGCCCUUUUGGCUGGCCGAUCGUCGGAUCUAUCCCGCACAUCGACAAGGAGUCGUAUUUGACUUUUGACAAAUGGGCAAAAGAAUAUGGCGACAUAUACACAGUGAAGUUAGGCUGGACCACAGCCGUGAUUUUGAAUAGCUUUGACGCUAUAAAAAGUACACUGAAAGAUCAAGGAGAUAAGUUUAUUGACAGACCACGUUUACCUAUCAUAGAAUUGGGUUUUACAAAAGGAGGUGUUGUUUUCGAAAAUGGACCUGCCUGGAGUGAACGACGGCGUUGGAUGUUUUGCGUUCUACGUAAUUUCGGUCUUGGAAAGAAAAGCUUAGAAAGUCGGAUAAAUCUUGAAGCAGAUUACUUAUGUAAAGAAAUUAAUAAAAACUGUAAUUCAUUUAACCCAUUACAUAUUGUAAAUAAUGCGGUGUCUAAUAUUAUCUCUUCUAUCAGCUUUGGUGAUAGAUUCGAAUACAGUGAUCCGAAAUUUAAAGAACUUUUGGAUACGAAUCGAUAUUUGCUAAAACAUUCCACUUUUGUGGCCCCUGUAAACGCCAUUCCUGUAUUGUUCUACACACCAAUGUAUAAUCGCUUUCGUGAAGUUACAUCAUCCUUAAUAGCAUUUAUUAAUGAUAGUAUUCAACAACAUCAAGAGACUUUCGACGCCGGCAAUAUUCGUGACAUCAUUGAUUCGUGCCUUGCGGAAUUGGAGAAGGAGCAUGUUGACUCGAAGCUGUUCGCAAAAGAUACCUUAUGGCGGACUCUCUUUGAUCUGUUCAUUGCUGGAUCAGAAACGACUGCUACUACUAUUAUGUGGACGAUUCUGUAUUUGGUAAAGUACCCGGAAGUUCAAGAAAAGUUACAACAAGAGGUGGACGAAGUUCUAGGUCAGGAAAAGAAACCGACAUGGGGCGCUCGGCAGUCGUUGCCAUAUCUAGAGGCUACAAUAAUGGAGGUACAGCGGCUUAGCAAUGUUGCCCCCCUACUUGCACGAUCUACCAGUGAAGAGGUUGAAAUAAACGGUUACAAGCUCCCACCUGGCUUAACUAUAUUAGCAAACUUAUGGAACGUCCACCAUGAUCCUAACCAAUGGGAAAGGCCUUUUAACUUUGAACCAGAGCGAUUUUUAACAGACGACAAAAGGACUAUAAGGAAGCCAAAUGUGUUUAUUCCUUUUGGUGCGGGUCGAAGGAUGUGUAUUGGUGAGCUUUUGUCUAAAAUGGAAAUUUUCCUUUUCACUGCUAACCUUAUUCAACGGUUUACGUUCGAAGUUCCCGAUGAUAAGACAACUCCUUCGGUAAAUGAGUGUGUACCUGGUUUAACCCGGUCUCCUAAGCCAUAUGAAAUAUACGCUAUCAAACGAUGAUAUAUUUUCAGACACUUGCAAUUGUGUGCCUUGAGCAUAUAACAAAAACCCUGUCAUGUUAUAUUAUAUUGUUUUAUAUUAUUAUAUUAUUAUUAUAUUAUUAUUAUGUUACGUAUUAUAUUAGUGAUCGUUGACUGUUCAUGUUAAGCAGAUUAUUAUUGUGCACCACAUGUUAUAAUGAUAAUUGGUAUUAAACAUAAUAAUGAAAUCAAUUAACGUUAUGAAGUAUAAAAUAUAUAUUUAUAUUACGAAUUAUAAAUUGUGUAAAUUGUUUAGAUGUGUUGACAUUUUUUUUAAGUGACUUAUGGUGUUGUCAGAGUACUUCUGCGCUGUUUGUCAGCCCCUCGUCGGGGCAGAUCCUCCCCUCGUCCCGGACCACUGACCCCCCGUCGGGGGAAAUCCUGAUGCUACCUCUGCUGUUUGCUAGGGUGGAAUUAUGCAUAGAAUAUAGAUCGUUCAGUCAGAAUGGAGAGGAAUAAUAAGAGAUAUAGGCCUGUAACAAAAAAAUUAGGUAUUGUGUGGCGGUGCAAAGACUGUAAAGCGGUAGAGACAAAAGAAAGUUUAGAUUGAAGAGGACGAGAUUAGUAAUACAGUAAUCGUGAACGGUUUGUAUCUUAUAUGAAGUAUAGUCAAAACAAAUAAAGUAUAUUUUGUGACAGAAAACGUAAAA
Molecule: messenger RNA, 2191 nt
Organism: Anneissia japonica
Lineage: Eukaryota; Metazoa; Echinodermata; Crinoidea; Comatulida; Comatulidae
Product: cytochrome P450 2U1-like
Exons: 4
Coding region: 52-1521 (489 amino acids)
Biological process (GO): xenobiotic metabolic process
Cellular component (GO): intracellular membrane-bounded organelle; cytoplasm
Molecular function (GO): oxidoreductase activity, acting on paired donors, with incorporation or reduction of molecular oxygen, reduced flavin or flavoprotein as one donor, and incorporation of one atom of oxygen; heme binding; iron ion binding
Source: RefSeq, a predicted model, not a curated record